This is a messenger RNA of Setaria italica (foxtail millet), 1870 nucleotides long. RefSeq lists its product as uncharacterized. The transcript is spliced from 6 exons. Bases 257 to 1378 code for a protein of 373 amino acids. The record is from RefSeq and is a predicted model, not a curated record. Lineage: Eukaryota; Viridiplantae; Streptophyta; Magnoliopsida; Poales; Poaceae.
GUUUUUUAUUCGCACGCUCCCACUCCCCCCGGCACCACGAGCAAAGCAAAGCAAAGCGCCGCAGCCUUUGCCUCCCUCCCCCCUGUCCGCGCUCCCUCGCUCCCUCCUCGCCCAUCCGCCCACCAGGCCACGCCGCCACCUCCCCCCUCAGCUCUCCACGCUCGCGUCCAGCGGCCCCGCACCGAGAAACCCUAAUCCCGAGGCCGCUCCACACCGGCUCCUUUUGCGGCCGGCGGCACCGAGGCGCGCCACCGCCAUGUCCGUCCCCGGCGUUGCUUCCCGCGCCGCCGACCGCUUCUACUGCCCCCCAGCCCGCCGCCACCUCCUCGACAAGCAGCAGAAACAGCACCCGCCGCUGACUGCGGCGGCAGUCGAGGAGCCGGCGAAGCCGACGCCGGAGCUCCGGCGAGAUCCUCCCCCUUCGCCGGCGCUGGAGACGGCGACGGCGGCGAAUAAUCUCGAGAGCUUCAUCGCCUCCACCGCCGUCCGCGUGCCCGCACGGCGCCAUCCCCGGGCGGGCACGCGAGGGAGGGGCGCAGGCGCGGACGGACACGGGGGCGCGCCGUACUACGAGCUCGCGGAUCUGUGGGACGCGUUCGGGGAGUGGAGCGCGUACGGCGCCGGCGUGCCGCUGCUGCUCAAUGGCACGGACGGCGUCGUGCAGUACUACGUGCCCUUCCUCUCGGCUAUCCAGCUCUAUGGCUCGCGGCCGUCAAGCAAGAGACGAUUUAAUGAAGACAGUGAUGAUGGCAGUUCUCCAGACACAAGUAGUGAUGUAAGCAGUGUGAGUGAUAAUGAAAGGUCCAUUGGAAUAACAACCCAGUGCUUAGCAGAAAAUAUUUGCACCGAUCAAGAAGAUUUUUCCAGUGAUGACAGUGAUUCCAGAAACCAGGAAUCAUCCCCUAUUUUCCAAUAUGUGGAGCAUGAUGCACCAUAUGGAAGACAACCUUUAGCAGAUAUGAUUUCAGUAUUUGCACGUACGUUUCCUGAUCUAACGACAUACAAGAGUUGUGAUCUUCUGCCAUCCAGUUGGAUUUCUGUAGCCUGGUAUCCCAUAUACCGGAUACCAACAGGACCCACGCUACAAGAUCUAGAUGCUUGCUUCUUAACAUUCCAUUCAUUGUCAACAGCACUAGAUGGUAUGUUAACUGGGCGUCCUGAGACAAAUAACUUCCAUAACAAUAAAAUUGCUGAUGUUCCUGGGAAGAUCACACUGCCUCUGAUUGGUCUAGCUUCUUACAAACUACAUGGUUCCAUGUGGAUGUCAAAUCAGCACCAUGAACAGCAGUUAACUACAUCUCUUCUGAAAGCUGCUGAUGACUGGCUUUGCCAGCGGCAAGUAGAUCAUCCAGAUUACCGCUUCUUCCUCUCACACUAAAAUUGGAACUUGAUCCAUGCUAUCGCCUGAAUACCACCGCUCAGAUGCCAUUAGUUAAUCUAUGAACUUGCAUUAUAGCUAUAUAGUCCACAAGCACAAAUAUCAAUAUCCUUUGAGUAUUAUCAUUUGUGGGGCUUCGUUUAUGUUAUAGCCCGGUAUUGAUAUCUAGGUCAGGAUUAGGUGGUGGUUGUUUUGCUGUUGUGCUGUAGGAACUAGUUAGACAUAGAUCACCUAAAUCGUUUUCAGUAGCAAAUAAGGGUGGAUGCUGUGCAGCUGAGCUAGGUAGGUGGUGAUUGGAGUGGUGGAGUGAUGUACAUUGGUUUUGCUUCAGAGGUGGUUCUUGGAUAUAUUGAUGAUGGCGAUAAAUUAUUUUUUUAAUUUCCCUCAUUGGGUUCUAUAUGUUGUAACCUAUAUAUUUCUCUGAGUGCGGGAACUACAAUCAUAUAUGUACUUGAUAGAUUAUACAGAUACUAUUUUCAUUUUCUGUGCUUA